AUGGGAAAUCCCGGUUUAGUUGAUUAUAGACCGUCGUUACACAUCGCUCCCAUGCUUGAUGUUACGUAUUUGCAGUUCAGGCAAUUUAUGCGGCUACUCACAAAAAGAACACAUCUAUGGACUGAGAUGUUUGUUGGAUCAGCUUUGAUUAAUGCUCCAGAGGACGCAGUACACAAGUGGAUGAAGUUUGACCAAAAUGAACACCCAAUUGUCGCUCAACUAGGUACUGCCCACGAUAGAAUUAAAUUUGCAGGAGGGAACUGCUCGGAAACGCUAAUAGAGGCCGGAAAGAUAGUUAAACAAUUCGGCUACGAUGAAAUAAAUAUCAAUGCUGGGUGUCCCAGUCCCAGAGUAUCUGGCAAAGCAGGCUGCUUCGGAGCAUAUUUGAUGAAGGAAAAGGAGCUGGUCAGGGACAUUGUACAUGACAUGAUGAGGCAACUGGACAUGAGGGUUACUGUGAAAACGAGGCUGGGCGUCGACGAGUGCGACUCGUACGACUUCGUCAAGGACUUCGUCUCCACCGUCUCACAGUCAGGCUGUGACCACUUCAUAAUCCACGCCAGAAAGGCAUGGCUGCGGGGAAUCAAUCCCAAGAAGAACAGGACGGUCCCGCCCCUGCAGUACGAAAAGGUGUACAGGCUCCAGCAGGACUUCCCUGACAUCAAGUUCACCAUCAACGGCGGAUUCAAGACCAUGGACGACAUCCUGGGGGCAAUCAACUCAGAAAACGCCGACGACCACAACGUUCCUCACAAACUCGACGGGGUUAUGAUAGGCAGACUCGCCUACGAGAACCCCUGCAUACUGGCCAAUGUGGACAGGCUGAUUUACGGCGAGGAUAAUCCUCCGACCUGCGCCACCAGAAGAAUUUUAUUAGAGAACUAUGCGAAGUACAUUGACGAAACUGAGGAGGAAAACCGGGAUAUGAAUAUCGCAAUGGUGGUAAAGCCAAUACUGGGUGUUUUUCACGGGGAGCAGGGGUCGAAGUUUUAUAGGCAGGCUUUGUCGAACACCUACGAGUACGGCGACUUUGAGUACCCUAGCGGAGACUCUAAGCACUCGAUGUUUAUACACCAGGCAAUUGAUCUGAUGGACAGGAUUAACCCCGAGGCCCUGGACAAACCUCUGUUUUAG
This is a messenger RNA of Theileria orientalis strain Shintoku, 1134 nucleotides long. RefSeq lists its product as uncharacterized. The record is from RefSeq and is a predicted model, not a curated record. Gene Ontology annotation, biological process: tRNA dihydrouridine synthesis. The coding region runs from base 1 to 1134 and encodes 377 amino acids. The transcript is spliced from 6 exons. Lineage: Eukaryota; Apicomplexa; Aconoidasida; Piroplasmida; Theileriidae. Gene Ontology annotation, molecular function: flavin adenine dinucleotide binding; tRNA dihydrouridine synthase activity.